Messenger RNA from Coprinopsis cinerea okayama7#130, 729 nucleotides. RefSeq names its product proteasome subunit alpha type 5. The record is from RefSeq and is a predicted model, not a curated record. Gene Ontology annotation, biological process: proteasome-mediated ubiquitin-dependent protein catabolic process. Gene Ontology annotation, cellular component: nucleus; proteasome core complex, alpha-subunit complex; proteasome core complex. NCBI's taxonomy places the organism in Eukaryota, Fungi, Basidiomycota, Agaricomycetes, Agaricales, Psathyrellaceae. The coding region runs from base 1 to 729 and encodes 242 amino acids. The transcript is spliced from 7 exons.
AUGUUCCUUACGCGUUCAGAAUACGACCGUGGUGUCAACACUUUCUCGCCCGAGGGACGGUUAUUCCAAGUCGAAUAUGCCAUCGAAGCAAUCAAGCUAGGCUCAACAACAGUAGGAAUCAAAACCCCCGAAGGCGUCGUCCUCGCCGUCGAAAAGCGAGUCCAAUCCCCCCUCCUCGAAUCCUCCUCCAUCGAAAAAAUCAUGGAAAUCGACACCCACCUCGGCUGCGCCAUGUCCGGCCUCACAGCCGACGCACGCACCAUGAUCGACCACGCCCGCGUCACAGCGCAGAACCACGCCUUCACUUAUGAUGAGAGGAUUAAGGUCGAGAGCGUUACGCAGGCUGUGUGUGAUUUGGCGUUGAGGUUUGGUGAGAGUGUGCAUGAUGAGGAGGCGAUGAUGAGUAGGCCGUUCGGUGUUGCGCUGCUUAUUGCGGGGAUUGAUGAGUUGGGACCCCAGUUGUAUCAUACGGAUCCUUCUGGUACCUUCAUUCGGUAUGAGGCCAAGGCCAUUGGAUCAGGAUCGGAAGCAGCACAGAGCGAACUGCAGGAUAAAUGGCACAAGCAAAUGUCACUCAAAGAAGCACAGAUCCUCGCUCUUCGAGUACUGAAGCAAGUCAUGGAGGAGAAGUUGGAUCAACACAAUGUUCAAUUAGCCCAGGUGACCCCUGCAAAGGGAUUCGAGAUCCUCGACGAAGUCAGGCUAAAAGCCAUUAUCGAGGAGAUGUGA